Molecule: messenger RNA, 764 nt
Organism: Tuber aestivum (summer truffle)
Lineage: Eukaryota; Fungi; Ascomycota; Pezizomycetes; Pezizales; Tuberaceae
Source: the annotation of a GenBank genome assembly
AUGUACCUGACCAGGCUUAUUGUAAUGCAAAUGGUAUCGAUUAUCAGCCAUGCGUACUCCCGGGAGAUCUACAAGAAAGACAACGUGCACACGGUGAUUUUAUGUGGCGCCAGUUUUACAAUAUGAUUAAAGCGGGUUGUCAGGGCAUAUAUAUUUCGAUGUUUGAUGAAUAUAACGAAGGCAAUCAAAUUGCUAAAACUGCGGAGAAUCUAUCCAUGGUUCCUUCAGGUAGUAAUUUCCUGGCACUCAAUGAAGAUGGCGUAGAUUGUUCUGCUGAUUAUUACCUCAGAUUAACGAAUGAUGGCGGCAGAAUGCUGAAGGGGCAGCUUCCAUUAACUGCGCUCAGACCGACCGAACCCGUUAUUGGCGGUGGUACGGUGGGCGGAAUUCCAUUUGAUCAGGCUGUUAGCCUUAAGGGAUCCAAUAAUCUAUUUAUAACUACCGGUGGUAAUAUCCAGAAUAUGUUUUGCAACCGCAGUACAGCCGGCGUUACGGAGCAUUUUAUAAUAGUUAAUGCUGGCAACGGCAAGGUUGCGUUAAAGAAUGGAGAUAAAUACGUGUCUUCAGAAAAUGGGACAGCGCCAAUGAGUUGCAGCCGUAAUUCUAUAGGCAUAUGGGAACAGUUUGACUGGAUUAAGAAUGGUAAUGGAACGAUAUCAUUACGUGGAAAUAACGGUAAAUUUAUUUCUACAGAGAACGGAACGCAGGCCAUGAAUUGCAAUCGGGAUUCGGCAGGGAUCUGGGAACAAUUCACCUAUAAUUAA